AUGGGAGGUCAAUUCGACGCGGGACCGGUCCCCUUAUUCCGCGCGCAGCCGCGUCCCGGCUCCCGCCGCCGCCUAACCGCCAACCCGCCCCCGUACACGCAUCCGCGCGUCCUCUUUACGGAGGCGGACCGCGCCGACCUCACGCGCCGCGCGCUGCACGGGGACGCCGCCGCGCCGACUGCCGUCCCGCGCCAGGCGUUCGAGGAGCUAUCGCGGUGGGCGGAGCGCGUGGUGUACGCCGCGGACUCCCCCAUCAAGCAGAUCUUCGACGUGCUCGCGGGGACAAUUUCCGCGCGCCUGCCCUGCGGCGACCCGCGCAAGGCGUUCGCGGGGCUGAAGGCGCUCGUUACCGACGCGGGUUCGAAACCUCCCGGCGCGGUUAUCAACGGGGCGUUUUACGCGCGCAUGUUCGACAUGGGAGUGGCCCCGGCGACUAAGAAUUACGUGCUGAAGAGCUCCGGGAUCGUGCCGCCGCCGCCCGCCACGGACGCGACGCCGUCGCUCGGGGUAAAGCUGCUGUUCGGCUCGCAAGAUGCGGGCGUUCCUAGUUUCUACCCUCCCAUAUACGAAGCGCUGCAGAACGCGGGGUACGUGGCGUGGGUGCGCGGCGAUCAGAAGCGGCUGGAGUACCUCGCGGGCGUGCUGGCGGUCGCCGCCGGCGUGCACCUGCUGUUCCACGCGCGCGGCUCGCUCGUGCUCGUCAAGGGCGAAGGGGGCUUCUGCAAGUACAACACGGGGCCACGCAGCGACAGCUCCGCGUCAACGGCGCUCGCGCUCGCCUACGACCUGCUCUUCACGCCCUCCCUGCGCGCCACCGGCUCGCGCGCGCAGCUCGCCCCCGCGCGCCGGCUGCUCCUGCGCAUGGGGCGCAACCGCGUGGCCUCCGCGUUCAACGCAGACCCCUACCGCAUGGGCAAGGGCGCCGCGCUCAACCCCUUCUACACUGGGACUACGUUUCAGCUGGCGACGGCGCUGGUGCUGCUGGUGCAGUAUGCUGUGGAGGGCGAGGAGGAGGACGACUGGGAGGAGCCGUGGGACGAGGCGGACAGGGAGGAGGAGGAGAUGAAGAGGAAGGGGGUGGUGGUGGUGGGUGGGGUUGGUGCGGGUGUGGCAGGGGAUGAGAAGGGGUGGAGGGAGAAGCUGCGGUACGAUGCGGUGGCAGUGGAUUUCAAUGUCAAGUCGCUCUUCUACUACAUGACCUACGCUGGCGCCUGUGAUCCCACUGGUGUCACCCGGGAGUUCCCCGGGUAUUUCAUGACGCCCAUGCGCCAGGCGGCCUUCCCCAUGCUGGCAGUCAUGCGGCGCGGCCACGACGUGUUUGCCGACCCCACCAACACCUACCAGCUGCUCAUGGACGUCUUCCAGACCCUCGCGCCCUGGUCCCUCGCCCCGCCCUGCUUCGGCGCGCAGGACGGCACGUGCUUCUGCGGGGGGUUCUCCCAGAGCGAGUACUACAUUCUAGCCAAGUACCUCUUUCCGGCCGACCCGCUGACGGAUUUCAUCUACCAGAAGUACAACACGCAGCCGCGCACCAAGGAGAUUGGCGCGUUUGGCGUGAACAAGAUGCCGUUCCAGACGUGUCUGCUGGGCAUGGAUGUGACCAAGAAGAACAUCUCCUAUCUGCAGGUGGCGUCUGUGGUUGGGCUCCCGCUCGUGCUGUUUGCCAACAGGCUGGGGACUGGCACGGCACGGUCCGGCUGGGGCGAUGGUAGAACCACUGCUGCUACCACUCCUGCUGCUGCCGCUGCUGCGGCUGGUGCUGUUUCUGUUAAAGAGUGGGAGGCGGAGCUAGCUGCUGCAGUAAAAUCAGCCCAGCCAGGCGAAAAGCCCGCCCCUCCUCCCCCAGCCUCCACACCCCCUGUCAUCCCGUUUCCACACAUCCCCCUCCCGUCCCCCACCCCUGCUGCCACCCCACCGUGGUCCCCGUCCCAAGUGAGCACGGACGAGCAGGGUCUUCUGCUCUUCUUCGAGUGUCGCCCGGACACCUACUUCCUCGACCACUGCCACGCGUCCCGCAACGACUUCUACCUUCUCGGCUGCUCCCGCGCCUGGAUCUGCCCUGCGCUGUACCACAACGUGGAGAGCGAGGCGUGCUCGACCGUGCUGAUUGACGGGCUGGGGCAGGGGGGGACGCACACGCUGGAGGCGGAGGCCAAGGGGUUUCCGCUGACGUGGAGCUGCAUGCCGGGGAAGGUGGUGGGCACGUGGCAUGAGGAGCGGCUGAGCUGGUUUGCCGGGGAUGCCAGUGCUGCGUACAGGUUUCUCACCAAGGGCUGGCAGGUACCCCGCCCAGCAGCGCGGCCUCAGGACGACAACAACAUCGAAACCCCGUACGCCUGGAAGGACUUCUACUACGAACCCGUGGACUUCGGCCCCUCGCUGGUUCCCAAGAUCAUCAAGAAGGGCACUCCUCCCCCUGCUGCUGGGAGUGCAGGGGCAGUGCCGGGCGCUGGGGACCCUGUGGUGGAGCCGGAGUGGGUGGAGGAUAAUGCAUGGGCGUCGUGGCACAUCUGUGCGCGCCAGGAGUUCAACCCCGUGCGCUACGCCUUCCGCACCGCCGCUCUCAUCCGCGCCAAGCGCCCCAAGUCGCGGCCAUAUGUGAUCAUAGUGGACGAUAUUCGCAAGGAUGAGAGGGCGCACACGUAUACAUGGGUUGCCAACACCACCCAGCCGUACAUGGCCAUGGUGGGGUACGGCCAACGCCUCUUCCUCCUCACCGGCCCUCAGCAGAAGCCGGGUGCUGCCGCACUGGCUGGAAAGGCAGCAGCAGCACCGGCUGCAGCGGCGGCGGCGGCGGCAGCAAGUGAUGUGAUUAUUUCUCCGGAAGAAGCCCGUCGGUACAAAUCUCUGGAUCCAACCACGGAUGCUAUCUUCAUCCGGGGGGAUGAUGUUCAUCCCAAGACCCGCCAGGCGCUCCCAGGCACGCCGCGCAUGCUGCUGCGCGUACUGCAGGGCGACGGGCACCGCUCUGCACCCAUCCGGCUCGUGAAGGUGGAGUCGAGCAAGUCGCCCCAGGGCCCGGGCAGUGGCAAGGGGCCGUACUAUGCGGGUGUGGCAACAGGGGGGGAGUACUGGCGUGUGGAGGUAGAGAGGAAGGCUGUGGUGGAGCCGAGGUUCAAGAUCAUGCUGCUGCCGUUCCUGGAAGGGGAGGAGCUGCCGGUGACAGGGUGGCACAGGGGGAGAGGAGGUGCGGGUGGGAAGGAGGGUCCUGAGCUGCUGACUAAGGGCAGUGACAAUCGGACGAGAGUGACGCUGCUGGACUGA
Closterium sp. Yama58-4 is the source of this 3264-nucleotide messenger RNA. The record is from the annotation of a GenBank genome assembly. NCBI's taxonomy places the organism in Eukaryota, Viridiplantae, Streptophyta, Zygnematophyceae, Desmidiales, Closteriaceae.